CAGAGUUUUCACCCUUCCCGCACUCAUCGACACGGGCUACGGCGAAGGGCGUAUCAAAAUCCAAGCGUGCAAGGAGGCGUGUAAUGUGUCGCCGUCGUUGCUUUCUCUAGAUUUACGGGUAGUCGCAUUCUAUUCGUGGUGUUCUCGUAGGUUGUCCAUGCUGAGGAGAGCUUAUUUGGGUCGAAGGCAGCAAUUCGAACAGGUCAUCUCAACCACUAAGCUCCCCUCGAAUUUCAGCACAUCCUCUCUCUUUUCAUACCCUCUAUCUCGUCGAUGUCCGCUCACAACUGCUGUGAAUCCUCAGUUGGAUACAUCCCGACUUCAUUCUUCCGGAAACCAAGUAUCUGGCUCAACUCCUUCGGUUUUGACGACAAACAGAACGCCAGCGAUACAUUCCUCGUAUCCGUAUCAAAAUCUGCCCACCGACCUUCUCUUCUCCUUGCUAUCCAGCAUACCCAGCGAGGAAGAUGCAUUGAACAAAAUACGCGCCUCUCCGGCUCUUUCAAAACAUCUAUCGAACAGAGAAAGUGCGAGGAAACUCGCCGAAGCCAUGGCUCUUCGCCCGGUCCCCCAUUUCGCCAUUCGAGUGCUUCAAUUGGCGUAUACCCUUGGCUGUCACCACAGACAGGCCGCAUACGAGUGUGCAGCCCAUUUCCUUGCAAGUGUUCAACGAUGGGACCUUGUCCUUGCUAUAAUUGGGAUAGGGAAGGCUCACACGGGAAAAACUACGCUUCGUUUAUUAAAUUGGCGCGUCCGUGCCCUGGUGGAACUAGACCGACACGAUCUUCUUCAGCAUAUGUUGAAAGAGUUUCACGAAAGUCGACUUCGACCCAACAGACGGAGUUUUCAUCUGCUGGUUUCUGGUUGCAUACGCAACCGCGAUCUAGCAAGGGCGAAGGAAUUACUCGGUACAAUGGAGCAAUUUGGCAUCCCUGUAGAUCACACUACGCAUGCCAUUGUAGCGAGAUAUUACAGAGCUUUCGGUUGCAACACACAAGUACAAAACCGUGUAUUGAGGUCGCUUUCGGCUUUGAGUCAGGGUAUGGCCACUCUGGUUCUCAACAAUCUGAUGCAACUUCGGCUAGAUGCCCACGACAUUCCAGGCUCGUUAGAGAUACUGUCGUUUUUCCGUCCCAUCGCCGCUACUCCCAUCGCCGAAAUCGUCUAUGGCGUAUCUGGGGGUACCACCAUCCCGGGCGACGGCGACCGCUCACCACUUUCACAGAAUCGCCUCUCGAAUCCCAUCAUCCCUAACGCGGAAACGUAUUCUAUAUUCAUGAACCAUUUAAUCUCUGUCGGUGCACACUCCCAAGCUCUCGAAGUCUUUAAUACCAUGAUGUCCGCUGAUAUUCCCAUGAAUGCGGAGUCAAUCGCAUCGUUGAUUCACCUUCUGUUCGCAUCAGAACAGGGUGCUACGGCUGUAAAGCUGGUCUCUGACAUGUGUGGUCCGCGUCAGUUUCCGUGGGAGGCUUUCCCCCCAUUCAGGCCGGACCACACUUCCAACCUCCCUUCACACAUUUCUGGUGUGCAGCCGACUAAUCGCAUCAUGAACGCAUUACUGAAGGGCUCGCUACCCGUUUGUGGACUGCUUUGUGUUGAGGGUGUGAUGCAGAUUAUGCAUGCCAACAAUAUCUCACCAAACGCGAGCACUGUCGAGAUUCUACUUGCGUACUUGGGACGGAAAGGUUCUCGACCCAAGGAACUUGUGCGCCUACUGUUCAAACUCUGUUCAUCCAAGAUUCACAUUCAACCUACUAUACGGCAUCUUCAUCCCAUCCUCAAUUCCAUUAUCCGUCAUGAGCGGUUCUUGGCUUUCGGAUCUGGAUGGAAUUCUAUCGCUGCCAGAUUCAACCGAACUAGAGGACCGAAACCCUCGGUGCCUUCAAGUUCAUUAUCCGAGUCGAAAAUUCAUGAGCCUGUAGCGGGCAUUGUGCCUUUGCGACGAGUAGACCGUCGUGCUUUGCGACCUGUUCUAGAGGACCUGGCGAAGCGAAACGUCAAGCUCGAUGGCGUUGUGGCAGGUUUGCGUAUGAAGCAAGUGGCCGGAAAUCAGAUCGACGUUGACGCUGCGCGAGACGUCUUCAGGAUGAUGCUUUCGCGGGGACACAAACCCACCGAGUAUCACUUCAGUUCUCUCAUGGAGGGAUGUGCUCGAUACGGAGAUCUGCGGGCAGCGACAGACGUACUGAGGUCGGCGGCAGAGAUCGGGAUAAAACCCAACGUGGUCAUGUUCACGAUUCUGAUCGCUGGAUAUGCUCGUCAAGGUCAUCCUGAGCAAGCCAUUAGAACGUUCCAGAGGAUGAUUGAAUGCGAUAUUCGACCUGACAUAGCGGCCAUUGAUGCCGUAUCGAGUGCGUUCUUUGCUGUCGGUGCAUAUGUUAUGGCCAGACGGACUCUGAUAAUAAUGUGGCGUUAUAUCGAACCGUUUCCUGAAAACCUGCGUUCAGUGCCGCUGAAACAGCUUGCUUCAGCUUUUCGCUCAAUACAGGGUCAUGACCGCAGAUCACUUCAUCCACUUUCGAGAGCUGAACGGAUUGCAAUGCACCAGCAAAUCGCUCGACUUCUGAAGGCAUGGGAACGUUAUAUUGUGGAACAAGAUGGAUGUACAAAUAAGAUUGCUGAUAAAAUGAACCAGUUUGAGUAA
Molecule: messenger RNA, 2644 nt
Organism: Marasmius oreades (fairy-ring Marasmius)
Lineage: Eukaryota; Fungi; Basidiomycota; Agaricomycetes; Agaricales; Marasmiaceae
Exons: 2
Coding region: 158-2644 (828 amino acids)
Molecular function (GO): protein binding
Source: RefSeq, a predicted model, not a curated record